Molecule: messenger RNA, 1094 nt
Organism: Calidris pugnax (ruff)
Lineage: Eukaryota; Metazoa; Chordata; Aves; Charadriiformes; Scolopacidae
Gene: THRA
Product: thyroid hormone receptor, alpha
Exons: 2
Biological process (GO): negative regulation of transcription by RNA polymerase II; thyroid hormone receptor signaling pathway; retinoic acid receptor signaling pathway
Molecular function (GO): nuclear receptor activity; RNA polymerase II cis-regulatory region sequence-specific DNA binding
Source: RefSeq, a predicted model, not a curated record
CCCGAGGACAUUGGCCAGUCGCCCAUGGCCUCCAUGCCCGACGGGGACAAAGUCGACCUGGAGGCGUUCAGCGAGUUUACAAAAAUCAUCACCCCGGCCAUCACCCGCGUGGUCGACUUUGCCAAAAAACUGCCCAUGUUUUCGGAGCUGCCUUGCGAAGACCAGAUCAUCCUGCUGAAGGGCUGCUGCAUGGAGAUCAUGUCGCUGCGGGCGGCCGUGCGCUACGACCCCGAGAGCGAGACGCUGACGCUGAGCGGGGAGAUGGCCGUCAAGCGGGAGCAGCUCAAGAACGGCGGCCUCGGCGUCGUCUCCGAUGCCAUCUUCGACCUGGGCAAGUCCCUCUCUGCCUUCAACCUGGACGACACCGAGGUGGCCCUGCUCCAGGCCGUGCUGCUCAUGUCCUCAGGUAGCCGUGGCCGAUUCUGCUCCCCCACAUGCCCCUGGGAGGUGCUGGGAGGGUGGAAUGGGGUGGGCACCCCAGUGCCCGGUGCCCAGGGAACUAUAAGGAUGCAUGGGGUGGGCACCCCAAUGCCCAGAACCCUCAGCAUCUUUGGGGUACGUUGGGUGGGCACCACAAUGCCCAGAACCCUCAGCAUUUUUGGGGUGCAUUGGGUGGGCACGCCAAUGCCCAGACCCUCCAGCAUCUUGGGGGUGUGUUGGGUGGGCACCCCAGUGCUCAGAACCCUUAGCAUCUUUGGGGUGCAUUGGGUGGGCACCCCAGUGCCCAGAACCCGCAGCAUCUUGGGGAUGUGUUGGGUGGGCACCCUGAUACCCAGAGCACCCAGGAUUGGGUUGGCACCCUGGGGAAACUCUGUCCCACUGGUUUUGGGGGAAAGUGGGGUCAGCACCCUAAUUCCCAGUGCCCUGGGGAGCCAUGCCAGGCUUGGGGGAGGAGGGCGGAUUUGGGAUGAGCACCCUAAUUUCUAGUGUGGGGUGGGCACCCUAGUCCCCAGAUCCUUGGGAGUAUGGAGAGGGCACCCCAAUCCCGAGCGCUGCAGCCUGGGGGUGAAAGGAGGGGGGCACCUUAAUCCCCAGUGCCACAACCUGGGGGUGCAAGGAGGGGGGGAACAACCCUCAUCCCCGGGAGUGUGGGG